Knipowitschia caucasica is the source of this 312-nucleotide messenger RNA. The record is from the annotation of a GenBank genome assembly. NCBI's taxonomy places the organism in Eukaryota, Metazoa, Chordata, Actinopteri, Gobiiformes, Gobiidae.
AUGGUAGACAGGGAUCACAGGGACUCACAGGGAUCACAGGGACUCACGGGGAUCACAGGGACUCACGGGGAUCACAGGGACUCACAGGGAUCACAGGGACUCACGGGGAUCACAGGGACUCACGGGGAUCACAGGGACUCACGGGGAUCACAGGGACUCACGGGGAUCACAGGGACUCACGGGGAUCACAGGGACUCACGGGGAUCACAGGGACUCACGGGGAUCACAGGGACUCACGGGGAUCACAGGGACUCACGGGGAUCACAGGGACUCACGGGGAUCACAGGGACACACAGGGACUCACAGGGCUGA